This is a messenger RNA of Onychostruthus taczanowskii (white-rumped snowfinch), 8855 nucleotides long. RefSeq names its product transmembrane protein 179 (gene TMEM179). Bases 158 to 856 code for a protein of 232 amino acids. The record is from RefSeq and is a predicted model, not a curated record. Lineage: Eukaryota; Metazoa; Chordata; Aves; Passeriformes; Passeridae. The transcript has 4 exons.
CCACCUCACAUCGCUCCCCUGCGUCUCUACCUCCUGCAUCCCUCUCUCCUACAUCCCUCCCUCCUACAUCACUCCUGCAUCCCUCCCUCCUACAUCCCUCUCUCCACCCCUCCCUCCCUCCUUCCCUCCCUCCCCCUGCCUGCGCAGAGCCGCGGACAUGGCGCUCAGCAAUUUCCUCUUCGCUCAGUGCAUCUGCUAUUUCCUGGCCUUUCUCUUCAGCUUCAUCGUGGUGGUGCCGCUCUCCGAGAAUGGCAACGACUUCCACGGCCGGUGCCUGCUCUUCACCGAGGGCAUGUGGCUCAACGCCAACCUGACGGUGGAGCGGCAGCGCUUCACGGUGCAGGAGUGGGGGCCUGAGGCUGCCUGCCGCUUCAGCAUCUUCACCGGGCUCCUCUCCCUGCUGCUGGCCACGGUGCAGGCCUGGAGGACCCUCUUCUUCCUCUGCAAAGGGCACGAGGACUCUUUCUUUUACGCCUUCCUGAAUCUGCUGAUCAGCGCCUUUGUGGUGUUCAUCACAUUUAUUGCCAGCACUAUAGUGAGUGUAGGAUUUAACAUGUGGUGUGAUGCAAUUACUGAAAAAGGAAGCAUGCCAAAUAGCUGUGAAGAAUUGCAGGAUAUAGAUCUUGAGCUGAACUUGGAAAACUCUGCUUUCUAUGACCAAUUUGCUAUUGCACAGUUUGGUCUCUGGGCUGCCUGGCUGACUUGGCUGGCAAUUACCAUUUUGGCUUUCCUGAAGGUUUAUCACAACUACAGACAGGAGGAUCUGCUAGAUAGCCUGAUCCAUGAGAAGGAGCUGUUGCUAGGAAGAUCCCCUUCAAGAUCCUCUUUGCAAGACGACAAAAGUGGCAUGAUCUAAAGCGUAAGCAAAUUUCCAGGGCAGGAUCUAGAUUUUAUUAUUCAGUAAUGUGAGCUGAAGCUGAGUCAGGGUAUUGAGUGUGUGAGAUCUUUUCUUUUCCUGAAAUGCAAUGUAAUUGUGAAUUACUCACUUCCCCCAUGAGAAAUUGUUGGCAGAAAUACUGAUAUUAGGAUAAAGAGGAUGAACUGCCCUAUGUGCCUGUGGCACAGCAAACUUUCUGUCCUGUGCAGACAAAAUUUGUAACCUGCCCUUGUCAGCAGAGCUCCCACGUGCCAUCGCUGGCUUUUGGGACAGGGGCCAUUUUUGAGGACUGAGCUGGCAAGACCAGGCUACAGCAUCCAGGCUAUUUCUUCAAACUAUUCUUCAAAAACAGUUGUAGCUGGAGCUGCCUUCAGCCCCUCCUCUGUCCCUCUCCUCCCUUUUGCCAGUGAAGCUGCCCCUGCUCUGUCUUUACCCGGGGAAGCUGCAGCUCUGGUUCGGGUGCAGGCUCUCGCUGUCUCUGCUUUCGCUGUGUAUGGAUGCAGUGCUGACAAACAUGUUGCUCCUGCUCUGAUUUUAUUUCCAACAUAGAGACCCGUGUUCCAGACCUGAUAUUUAGUAUUGGACAGUGUUAAUGAAUUCCAUGAAACUCGUAUAUUAUUAUAGCACCUGUCAAAAACUGUGUUUAAUAUGGAAGACGACGGAGAACAUUUGUGGAUUUGUUUCUUCUUAGAUUUUGGCAUGAGCAGCAUUUAUUAUGACUCCUGAAGUGAAGUGUAGCUAGAAAUUGCUGAAGCUUGCAUACUAAGAAAUUAAGCUGAAUAGGUAGUAUUAAUGCUUGUGCACUUAUAAAUGUAACUUGGUCCCUAACAUUGUAUAUUAUUCUGUUUUGAAUAUUAGAAUUUAUUUGUGAUAUUUAUUUCAUAUAGAAUAUGCAAAAUUACUGUAAGCAUUUGCAUUGUAGGUUUCUAUAUAUAAACACAGCAAGGAGUUCAAACAGCUGAGUUAUUUUAUUGGUAGUUCAGUGCUGAAAGGGUCCAUUCUCCCCACUCAUGGGCAGGAGUUCCAGGGCAGAUGAAUUUUGCUGUGAAAAGGAAGAAUUGCUAUUUACACAAAGCUCACUGGUGGCUGUGUUGUUGCUUUCAGUUUUGCUUGGCCAGUGCUUCAACAAAUCAGGUGGAUUGUUGAGAUCAGAGGUAGCUCUGAUAAUUAAGAAGAGUCACUCAGAGUGGGAUUUGCAUGGCAGAGCUGUGCUAGGAUUCAGCAUUUAUCCCCAGGUACACAUUGCACGGAAGACCCCAAAUCAGCAGAAAACUUAAGCAAACAACUAAGUUUGGACUGAAAUUUUUUUUUGGGAGUAUGCUGACACUGCCUGUGGUACCUGUGUUUGAGGUGAGACUGAAUUUAUUGUAACAGAAGUGCAAACCACACAUGAUUAUAUGAGCUGGUAAAUCAGAAUGAAGGGAGAGAGGACAGCAGGCUUCUACCACAUCAGAGCCCAAGCCUGGGGUUAGCACAACCAUGCAGAUUUACUGUUGUCUUCUAGGGACUCUCUGAUGCUUAGUUAAGUACCAGCUUAAGCAUUUCAUUGAAACAGAAUUUGAUGUCAUGAUAAAUCCCCCAACUAUUAAGCAUUUUAGGGUAUAAAAUCUGACAUAGUAUUCAACUGCCAAAAUGUUUUCAUAGGCUCCUCCAUGGGCCUUAAGCAGUAAGCCAGCCCUGUGAACAUUGCUCAGAGCCCCAGCUGGCCACAGCUCUCUGUAGAGAGGUCUUGUUCUUCAGCAUGAUUUCUGCCCACAAGAGAAUGCAAUUCCUUUGAAAGAUUUGCAGCAGUGGCUUUUUUUGUACUUGGGAGCUGACAUCAGAGGAGGACUCCUGGAGAGGGAAUCAGAGAUCAAGUUAAUUAAUGCCAAUUUAAAAUUCAGAUAUCAGGACUGUCAGAGUGCCUUUUUAAAAUUCAUUUGGUCUAAUAGUUUGGAUAUUAAGAAAAGUCCCUUCACUGAAAGGUUUGUCAAGCACUGGAACAGGCUGCCCAGGGAAGUGGUGGAGUCACCAUCCCUGGACAUAUUUAAAAGAAAGGCAGAUGUGUCACUGAGGGACAAGGUUUAGUGGUGGCCUUUGCAGUGCCAGGUUAAUGGUUUGACUGGAUGAUCCUAGAGGUCUUUUUCAACCUAAAUUACUCUGUCUCUAGUAGGAGAUAACACUUUUGCAAGUACCCGAGUCCAUUGCCAGGGAAUGACCUUCUUCAUACCCUGAAGAAAAGCCUGGGUCUCGUAAGUUAGCCUGUUUUCCCAUUUUUCCCAGUUUCUCCAGCUGUAAAAGGCAGUCUCACUUUCACUCAGCAGUGAUGUCUCUUCCCACAAAUUACUUCAGUGCAUGCCUUACUCCUUGUGUUGGAACCAUGAUGCUGCUUUGUGUAAUAUAUUUUAUGUAUAUGCCAAAUCAAGCUUAGGCUGGAGUGACAUGUGGAUGGGGACCACUCUUCCUGGUGUUGCCUGAGGGUUUGAAGAACCAUGAGACAGAAGAAAACAAAUGUCUUCUUGUGGUUCUUGCUCUGAGGUACCAGGGCCCAGGACUUGUCUCUGCUUCUGAAAGAGAGGAUGCUGCUUGUGGGUGAGGCUGUCUGGAGCUCAUGCUUUCUUCUACCUCUCCUGUCUCAAGGUCUUUUUCCUCCUUCCCACUUCCAUGAGAAGCAGCAAACACUGGUCCUGGGUUUGGAGUUGCCAUGCAAAAUGAAAAGGGGCUGAAGCUCUUCUAUGAAUCCCAUGUGAAUGGGACUGUUUUUCACAGCUUUCCCAUGUCAGUCUGUUUUUCACAGCUUCCCUGCCUUGACCAGGUGGGGUGAGGCUGGUACCUCCUUGCAAGCAUCAGUGAUGCUUAAAAGCAAAGCUGCUUUUGAUGGAAGCCCCUGUGUGAGUCAGAAGGCAGAGAAGGUAGUGAGAAUCUCUCUGGCUGACCCAAGAAGAGGAAGGGUAUCCUGCAUCUCCCAGUUUUUGGACACACUUGGUAUUUUUUAUUUGCACUAAGUUUUCUGCAACCUCUUCUCCUAAAGCUUAGGCACUCAGGCCAGGCUGGUGAUGCCAAGCUGGAAAUGUGCUAGAAUUGUGGUGUAAUUUAUGCACACAUACAUACCUACCUGUGCUCUCUCUCAUGCACUUCUCUCUUUUGUACAUUUCUGAUGUCUGAUUUUAGUCACCCAUUGCCAAUCAGCACAUCAUGGGGCUGAGUCAAAUUUUGCAUUUCUCUGACAUUUCAAUACCUUUAAUUUGCCAUGUUCAAAGGCAGGGAACACUCUAACAAGAUCUGUAUUCAAAGAACUAGAACACUGUAUGGUACUUAUACUAGUAUUUAUUUAUUUAUUGUCACAUGGUACAAGGGGAAAAAGCUUUGUGGCCUUUCAAAGGCACUGGGCUGAUGCCACACUAUUAUUCUGUUGUAUCAAAUAUAUUCUCUGGCUACCAUCUGUGGUUCAAUUUCCCACCAAUACCCUGCUAGCAGUCCUCGUUGGGCUAGAAGAAUCUAAGCUAACAAGUGUCAUCUGAGCUUUUAGAUCAAUGCUGUUUCUUACUAUUUUUUAUAAUGGAGAAACAAUUGGAGCCAUCUUUUGGAACAGAACUUCCUCAUGAGUGCAUUCAUGCACAAAACAUCUUAUACCACUAACUCAUGAGGCAUCUUUCAGUUGGGAAAUUUCAGUGGGAAUCACAAAAAUAAGAGCAUGGUGAUUUACUGUAAAAACUGAAGGACAGGUUCAUACUAUAGCAGUGAUUCUAUGGUCCCUUAAAAAAGGAGGUGUUACAAUAUCCAGUGAUAUUGUUACAAGUACAGACCUUGUAAUGAAAGCAUUCUCUGUGUAUGUACAAUGCACACAGAUAAAUGCCAAUUCCACUGCUCUUCUGUCAUGUGGAUAUAGGCUCUUCUCUAAACAAGAAGCUUUGGCUGGUGUGGCUGUUAGAAUGCCUUAAAUUUCUACACUUCCUUUUACUCAGCGCUGGGACUCGUGCAGUGACAAUGGUUCUGGUACCCAGAGGUGGAAUUGAUGUGGGCAGAGUGGGAAAGCACUGGCCAAUGCAUAACCUCCCAAAGGCUGAGAUGAGUUUCUAAUGCAGGUUUGCAGGUGUUUCAAUUCCUCCCCUUUAUCUGAGUAACGUCCUGCUGCUAGCCUAAAUUAGUCCAGUUAGGAACAGGGUCAGAUUUCCCUUCAAGGCCUUCCCUCCCCAGUGUGGAACACUGCUGAUUUAACCUAUGCAGUGUUCAGGAUGCAGGGAAGAGGAGCUCACACUUCACAGUCACGUUGCACACAAACCUGGUAUUGGAUGUACGUGGGAUUUGUCAUCUCCCUUUUUCAAAGCCUUCUCUAACAUACUGCAUGUAAAAUCACUUUUACCAUUUAAAUUAUAUCUUUAGCAAAAAUCCAGACAUAAUUUAUACUGGAAAGACUGACAGUAUUUUGUGAAAAACCAAUCUGGAUUAUGACAAAACUUUUGGGCUUUUUUCUGUAACAAUGACCUGAGUAUCCUUGAGUGAAUGAGCAUCCUGGCUGUGUCCAGAUCCUAAAUCUGUGCCUCAGACCAUUUCCUUUGCUGAUGGAAAGAGCCCAUUUUAAUCUCUUGGAAUGUUUGCUUUGCAGACUACAAAUAUCCUUUCCUUCUGGUUAGGCAAUCUGGGAAAAGAGGAAGGCUUUACCUGCAGUGACAAAAUGCUAAUGUAACUUCGUAAGCACAGAAAUUGUUUUAAAACUAUUUCUGUUCAUGGCACUAGUGCCUUGAAGUACAUGUUUCUAUUUUUGUCCUCCAUAAAAAGGAGGAAAACUAUCCUGAGCUGUAUUUUAGUACUCACAUAUAUGCAUCUAAAGUUGUUGUUUUUUUUUUUAAUGGAUGUUUUUUAAAAUGACAAAAUUCAACUCUGUGAUUUAUGAAGUUAAGAACUGCAUAGAAAACAGCACUUUCAUGCUCUCCUGAUAUAGAAGAGAACUGCACUCUCUCAGAAAAAAUAUCAUUUGUUUCUGAACAAACAGAAGGUUAGAGCAGAAUUUACUUAAGGUAUAGCAAGUACUGCUUUAUUUCAGUGCAGGCACUUUAUGAAUAAUGUUUUUCCAUCCUGUUGUUGGGAAGAGUAUUAGCAUAGCCAUGCUUUCUCUUUAGUUUUUUUUUUGUCCAUGCCAAAGAGUGUAAUUGAACUGCUGUUGCAAACACAGAUGAAUGUGAAUGUAUUCACACGAGUGCUUAAAGAUCUCUACCUCUUACAGCUGCUAUAACUGCUUGAACUGUUAUUGCACACAAUAGAGAAAAAAACCUGAAUCCAUGUGAGAGGCUAAAUCCUAUUUCCAUAGACAGCUAAAGGAUUUAAUGCUUAUUAGCUUGCUGUCAAAUCCUCAUUGCUAAAAAACAGGCAUAAGUACCCAAGAAGUGCUGUGUGAAUAGCACUUUGCAUUGAUCAAAUAAUGAUAUAAUUUUGGUUUGGGAUUUUUUAAUUUAUUUUUGCCUCACCAAAAUAAAAAGACAAGAACAGCAAUUUGUUAGACAUGAAAGGUUAUCCUUGAUCCCCCUUGAAUCCUCCUGCUGCAGCUCUUCUACUUGGCUUGAAAUUCCUAAAUAACAAUUAUUUAGCAUGCUGGCUCUGGUGUUUAUCAAGGAGAUAAACAACUUGGAAGCAAGAGCUGCUCACUGAAAUAGCUGGAAUUUCUUGUAUGUGGUGGAAACCCAAUGUGAGAAGGUUUUGUUCCCCCUUGCCACUCGACUGUGUUGUAAAGUGAGGGCUGAGCCAACCUGCCAAGAGGUGAGAAUGAUGAUUUGUAAGUACUUUGGUAUCUUGGAUGGUUUCUCACACAAGUGAGUAAACUAUCCUGAGACUAAACUACUCUUCAUCUCCUCCUUAUUUUCUCCUUGUUUCCCCCCAGAUUUGGGCAAAUUUGACUCCACUGUGGAUACAGACUCUGAAGUAUAUUUAUGAAUGUGAGAAAAAUUGCAAUCUUUAUGGAAAAUUUUGUCCAAAAAAUUAAGAAAAGCAGUCAAGGAUUUUCCGUGUUCUCAUUCAGCCUCUCUGGAUCAUGCCACUGAACCCUUCCCUUUACAUAAGCCAGGCCUGAUUUGGCUGAUGUGUUGCUCUGGGAAGUUUCCAAGGCUGGUGCCACCAGUCUCUCCAGGAACCUGGUGGAAUUAAAUGAGUGCUAUGUUAAACCAUAAAAAACUGAAAACUGUCAUGGUAUUCCACAUUACACAGUCCAGAACUCUUCACCCCAUCUCUCCUGCAGCAGAGAGAAUUAUUUCUCCCAAUUAACACUGUGAAGUCCAACAGUCUGUGUUGGAAACACAGCACAACUUCCUGGAACACAGGAUCUGGGUUGCAUCAGUGAAUCCAUUCCACUUUCUAGGGUGCUGCAACAAUUUUAACCAUGGUUGUUGAAACAGGGUCCAGCAUUUGACUUCAUAAACUGCUGGCAGCCUCCUUAUUAAACCACAUUCUUUGAGAGCAGCAGGCAGUCCCUUUGCUCAGUGGUGCUGAGCAGCUCUGUACUCAACAGAAUCCUUCUGUGGGGGGAUCACUCCACUGGGGUCCAAGCCAAUGCAGGCUGCUGGUAUCAGAGCAGUUCUGGUCAAACACACUCUAAUUAAAACAGCCCAAGCUACACAACUGAGGAAUCAAUAUCUUGUGAUCUGAAGUACACUCCAGAGAGGUUUUUGAAUGCUUAUAACCAAAACAAGAAUAGCAAAAGACCCCAACAGUUCCACGGAAGUUCCCUUCCUCUGCAUCCUACAAUCUUCAAAAACAUUCCUGCAAACUUCAGAGAGGAUUUUAUUGCUAUCAAGCUGAUAGGGUCUUAUUUCUCACAUCUCUUCCUGACAGAGACAAGGACAGCUGAGCUGUCAGGACAGUGGCAUCAGUCUGAAUGGAAAUAGGUAAUAAGGAGUCAGUGCAUUUCCCAUGAGGGAUUUCAGCUUUUGGGCUGUGACAUAAAGGAGUGGUAUUGACACCGAUUUCAGCCUUUACUUGGCCUGCUCAGCCCUACCUGCUCAUGUGGCCUCACAAAUUGCAGAGCAUCCUCUUGAAGCAUGUGCUGAUCUAAAGUCAGCUUCUGGAGAGAGCCACCUGUGCCAGCUGUGCAGGUAUCUGGUGUAAAGACUCUGACAUUGCCACCAGAUUUGGAGGAAAGCAGAUCCAGAUACCCUACCCUUGGUCCAGUGCAGCUCUUGACUUGCCCAGAGAAGGACUGUUCCCAAAUCUCUGUAGAGUUGGCAUUUGUAAGGGUAGCUCAUUUGCACGCAUAGUUUUAAAAGGUUUAGUGGUUUUGUGUGGUACCACCUGCAAAGAUCUGAAGCAGAUCUUUCUCGCUUGUAAGUCAGUGCAGAGCCUGAAAGCAUUUCAGCCUCUCUGAAAUAUGUGUCCUCUGAUGUAUGAAUUCAUGAGCUUCUGUCUCUUACAGCCAUCUGGGAAAAGCUUUAUAAGAGUCUAGAUUGUCUAUUUUUUUUUUUUUAAUGCUGCUUAAGAGGUUCCUACAGUGGGUAUUUGGAGAGAAAACAGAACACUUUUCAUAAUUUGUUUAACCACUGAAAGCAGUUGAAGAGCAGAUCCCUCACCAGUGUACACAGAUUAUCCUGUGAGCAGCCACACCAGUCCACACAAGCUAAGGGUAGAGCCUGGCCUGUUUUGAAUAUUAUCUCUGUUUAUUUGUAUGGUCUUUUGCAGUGCAAUGACUGCUUUAAUUGCAUGUGUUUGACAAAACCAGAAAGGGAGUGAGAUUUAUUAUUGUUUUGAUACAGUCUCAAAAGGGAAGCUUUUUACUAGCAUUUUAAUACAGCCCUUUGUAAACACCCAGCAAAGAAAAAUGCUGAAUCCAGUCCUUCUGCUAGUGCAGUCACUGAGUUUCCUCUGGCUUUAGUAGGAGCUGGACUGGGUUCAGUGUAUGUGGUACUCUCCAGCAUUACUGAUAAUGAGUUUAUGUGUUUUAUAUAUUGAUGCUUUUUGCUGAACAGUGCAUCGGCUUUUUAUGAUUUGGUGAGAUAUAAAAAUAAAUUAUUUGAAA